CUGUUCGCGUUCCGUAGAAGCAGAGGCACUUUGGCGGGUAAUGUAAAACAUAUACAAAGUAAAACAUGGCGGAAACCGUUGAAACCCAAGACAAGCAAAUGCGCAGCAAUGUUGAUAUAACUAGAGGAGAUAACGUACAGGAUCAGAUUAACAAUGCAACAGAUGUUUCGUCUCAGUCGUCGGGUCGUGAAAAACACUCAAAUUUGUCUGGCGAAUCCGAACCCAGGGGGAACAGGUUACUGCUGUUCAACACAGUAAUUGAGAAGAGUUUACUGAAGUUUAUGUCCGACGCCCGCUUUCAUAGAGCUUCCCAAAUUUUUCAUCCCUUGUAUAAGAAGAACCCACAGGAGACAGAGAAAAUACACAAGCAGUUCAUAGAACACCUACAGAGGAGUAUCCAGGACGACAUCACCAAACUGAUCGAAGAGGGAGACCUUCAGUGCAAAUUGGAUAAGCUGGAUCAGUUAGAAGCUGCCAGUAACAGCCAGGACGCUGCUUGGCGUCCAAGCGGGGUUCCUGAGCAGGAUCUGUGUAGUUUUGUGAUGUCGUACUACAUGAAGCAGGAGGCGUACCUGAAAAGGGAGCUAAGGAAAAUUCGAGAAGAAAAUACUGCGCUGGCUGAGAGGGUGCAGGCGGGUAGAGAGGGAAUCCGUCGGACAGAACAGCACAUCGCCACGACUGUGGACGAGUGGAAGGUUUCUGCACAGGCAUCUUUCAACGAGUUCCAGAUUCUCUCUUCCUCCCUCUGCCCUCCUGCAACAUUUGACGUUUGAGCAAUAGCCUUAGCCAGAAAUAUGUAAACUGUCGGCCUUGUGCUCUGUUUUUGUGUUUAAAUAAAUAAAACAACAGUAUUUCUUUCAU
Esox lucius (northern pike) is the source of this 861-nucleotide messenger RNA. RefSeq names its product polyamine-modulated factor 1 (gene pmf1). The record is from RefSeq and is marked provisional. Gene Ontology annotation, cellular component: MIS12/MIND type complex. Lineage: Eukaryota; Metazoa; Chordata; Actinopteri; Esociformes; Esocidae. Gene Ontology annotation, biological process: chromosome segregation.